AUGUCUCACGAGCUACCUCCAUGGGAGGAAACAAUCUUAAUCGCGGCCGCAAGUGGCCAAGCCGCGAUAGUCCAGGAAGAAUUGGAGAAGGGUGAAAAUGUGGAUCAUCGCGACAUGGAAUACAGACGAACGUGUCUAUUCUGGGCCGUGCAAAGGGGGCACCAAAGUGUCGUGCAGCUCCUUAUUGAGUGGCACGCCGAAAUUGACGCGCUAGAUGGCCACGGCCAGACACCCUUGCUGCAGGCGGUAGCGAGCGGGAAUGAGGUCUUGGUAGAGCAGCUAUUGAAAGCAGGCGCAAACUUCAAUAUCUUCAACUAUUCUGGUGAUGUGCCAUUGGUAUUGGCCGCCCGAAAAGGGUUUGCUCCGAUCGUUAAAUCCCUGCUGGAGGCCGGUGCAAAUCCUGAUUUCCAAGACUGGCGUUAUGGUCGGACCGCAUUAUCGUAUGCAGCGAGAAAAGGACAUGAGGGGAUUGUGGAAUUGUUGCUUGAUAGUAAUGCCGCGGUUGAUUUGGAGGGUGAAUGUCAUCGAAGUCCCAUUGCUUGGGCUGCGAUGGAGGGCCAUGCCAAUGUGGUCAAGCAGCUAUUGGCGAGGAAUGCCAAUACAGAGGCAAAAAAGGAUGGAGAUGAAACACCAUUUUCUCUGGCGCUGGAAGGUGGUCAUGAUGCCAUUGUCAAGAUGUUGUCAGGAAAAUCGAUCCAGGAAAUCGAGCAUGAGCUGGCUUCUCGCCCUGCGUCCGUAAAACUUCUGAACCUGCGGAAACUCUUCAGAACUGUCAAUUCCGACUUUGAUCUUGAAAAUCCUAACGAUGGCGAGAUUCUCAUGUGGGCUCUCGAAAGUGACCGCCCAGAAGAUGUCGAAUUUCUCAUCCAGCAAGAUGCACACCUCAAUGUCCGCCACGAAAAUGGCAUGACUCCGCUUUCAUGGGCUGCACGACACGGUCUUCUGGACCUGGUGAACACAGUGCUUGGAUCAGAUGUCGAUCCAGACGUUGUGGACGAAUCCGGCCGAACUCCUCUCAUCGAAGCCGCAGAGAGUGGACAUACCGAGAUAGUCCGGAUCCUAUUAGCGAAAAACAUCAAUCUGGAACAAAAAGAUGAGUCCGACAUGACCCCUUUAUUAUGGGCAGCUUGUCUUGACCACGAAUCGACUGUGUCUCUACUUCUGGACACCGGAGCUGAUCCCAACUCUGAGGACAACAAUUCGCGAACUCCGAUUUCAUAUGCGGCUGAAAAUGAGAAUCCAUCGAUGAUCUCGCUGCUCUUGAAUAAAGGCGCAUCACCGGAUGAAUGCCAAGAGGAUUCGCCUUUGAUGUAUGCUAUCCGCGAGAGUAACGAAACUCUCGUAAAACUGCUGCUGGAGCGAAACGCAGACCCUUAUUCUGAAUUGUAUGAGGGCUGCAAAUAUCCACCUCUAGCAUUUGCAGCAAUGCGGGGGGAUGAGGCGAUGGUCAAUCUGCUCUUGGGGAGCAGUCCUGAAUCAAAUGAGUCCAAAAAAGACCAUAUCUGGAGGGCGUUAGUUGUCGCCUGUGAAGAGGGGGAGAUUGGCGUGGUCAAAGUCCUGCUUGACCAACAUCCUUUUGAGGGAAUAGAUGGUCCUCACGAUCCGGAUCCUUUGGAUAGCGCUGAGCUUAUGGGACAUGAUGAGAUUGUCGGUCUCUUGCGACCUUACUAUGAGAUCAAAUCACACGAUAUCGGUCUGAGCGAUUUGCGGAAGCAGACUGCAGAUCUGAAUCUGCAAGAAUGA
This is a messenger RNA of Penicillium salamii, 1743 nucleotides long. The record is from the annotation of a GenBank genome assembly. NCBI's taxonomy places the organism in Eukaryota, Fungi, Ascomycota, Eurotiomycetes, Eurotiales, Aspergillaceae.